GAUUUUGUGGGUCUGAGAUACCAGUCCAAGAGGGCUGUAAAUUUAUGUACUCAUCCAAUUCUUGCUUCACUUUCACUGUAAUGAAUGGAAAAAAUAAUCUGUAGAGAAGACCAAGACUGUUGUCAACGGCCUCUCGAGAGAACAAAACUGAUAGCGACAGAAGUGAUAAUUCAAGGGGGUCAGCGAUGUCAGGAUUCCAGACACAUAGGAACUUACCGUCACAGACAAUGCCUAGGAGUAACUCUGCUGAAUCAACUCUCACCACUUCUAGCCAAGGGUCUUCAAAAACAACUGAGAAGCGCCAGGCAGAUGAGAGUGAGGUAUUUACCAGAAUGUCCUACUUGGCGGUUGAGACCAACACCAAUGCUUCAUCAUCCAGUGGAUCUCUGCCACCCCAAAAGAGUGUGCUACGAACAGUAUUUAACAUCCCGUGCCUUCUGAUAAUGGCCUUUGUCUUCCUCCCAAGAGCCUUCAUAAAGGCUUGUAUCUCCAGAAAAAACCUAAUCACCUUGCAGAAUGGCAAGAAAUUCUUCAAGAUCCUGUUGUUGCUGGUUCCAAUCAUUUAUGCAGGUAUUUACUGUGUUGGCUCACUAUCGUCCAGGAGAUUAGCAGAGGGGCUAGCAUCACAGGAAACGACAGAGCUACACGAAACAGAGCUGAAGUCACUGUGGCAGUCACACACUUUAUUGGAAGAAAAAGUCCAUGAAAUAGAACACAUUAAAGAGCAGAUGCAGCAUCUGCGUGCAGAGAUCAAUGGUGUGAUGGAGGGUAUCCUGCAUUCUGUUCAAGAAAUCCUGGAGGAGAGUGACAUCCCAGGAGAGAACAGAGAUCAAGUGCUAGAGAUGAUAAAUGUAGCAUUUAAGAAGGUUUAUGAGGACCAUGUCCAGAUGCCUGACUGGGCUCAGAAAUCCAUAGGUGCCACCAUUGAUACAGACAGAACAUCUAAGAGUUUUGAACUUGGGAGAACAGAGGGGUGUUGUUUUGGUUCGUGGUUCUUUUCUUCUGCAAACCCUCCAGAUACUAUUUUACAGCCAGACGUUCACCCUGGAAACUGCUGGGCUUUCCAAGGAUCUCAGGGUCAGGUAGUAAUUAAGUUGCCUGAAAAAAUUUACCCAACCGCUGUUACACUUCAGCACAUCUCUAAAGCAAUCUCUCCUUCUGGAGAUGUAACUAGCGCCCCAAAGGAUUUUGCUGUAUGUGAUAUGAGGCCUGUUCUCUUCACAGCUAUGCACAAGUUUAAGGAAAUUUUUCAGAUGAGGUGGUAAUUUUAUCACUAUUAACAGUGUUCAUUUCUAUAGUCCUUUUUGUCUGAGUAUCUCAAAGUGACUUUACAAAUAAUAACUAAGCCUCACAACAACCUUGUGCUAUUGGUAAAGGAUUCAGAAGGAUAACAUCAUCCACCUCUUAAGUGGAAGCAGCAGCAGUUUAACAUCAUCACACAAUAGGUUUAGGGGAGCUCACUUGAAAUUGCAGCAAAGACUUAGGGUACUUCUACACUGAAUAAAAAAAGACCACAGCAAAUCUCAGGGCCUGGGGUCAACUGCCUUGAGCUCACGGGGCUCAUGCUGUGAGCAUGGGUGGCGAGUAUAAUAAGCCUCCCCAAACAGGUUGUGGCGCACCUCCCUCUGGAGGCACACUGCUGGUCUGCUGCCUUUGGAGCGCCGCUGCAGGAAGGGCGCCCAGGCUGUGACCCCACCCAUGCUCUGCCCCAAGGCCCCACUUCUGCAUCCUGCUUUGCCCUGUGGCCCUGCCCACACUGCUCCUCUUCGUGCCCUCACUCCUCUUCUCCUCUGAAGCUGAUGGGGACU
Mauremys mutica (yellowpond turtle) is the source of this 1808-nucleotide messenger RNA. Its product is annotated as SUN domain-containing protein 3-like. Lineage: Eukaryota; Metazoa; Chordata; Testudines; Geoemydidae. Gene Ontology annotation, biological process: nuclear envelope organization. Gene Ontology annotation, cellular component: meiotic nuclear membrane microtubule tethering complex; nuclear envelope. The coding region runs from base 186 to 1265 and encodes 359 amino acids. The transcript has 12 exons. The record is from RefSeq and is a predicted model, not a curated record. Gene Ontology annotation, molecular function: protein-membrane adaptor activity.